GCUCAGCUGCCCGAUUCCCCUACGCCGACGCCAAUCUUCCCAUCGCCGGCGAGGCGACCGCGCCCGAUGAACACGUCGCAGUUCAUGGACAAGCAGAUCCUGGGCCUCGCCGCCUCCGCCUCGCCCUCCCUGCCGGGCGGCGGCGGGAGCGGGGGCGCGGAGCUCCUCGAUCUGAUGGGCCCCGACCCGCAGGAGGAGAGCGAGGACCGCCUCCUCCGCCGCCGCCACCACAGCUCCAACGGCGCCGCCGACGUCAUGCCCAGCUACGACUUCCAGCCCAUCCGCACCACCGCGGCCGCCCCCGCCCCCGCCGCAGCGCCGGCCUCGUCGUGGGGGUCCCUCGAUUCCAGCUCCAGGGCCGCCUCCGCCUCGUCCCCCUACAACCUCAAGAGUGCUGGUAUAUUGGAGAAUCGUGCGCCCAACAAUGUUAAUCAUGAGGAGGACAGGAGUAAUUUUGGACUGGUUACUAUAGCAGAUAUUGAUCGAACCAUGAAGAAGUAUUCUGAUAACCUGUUGCAUGCACUAGACGGUGUAAGCUCAAGGCUUUCGCAACUGGAGGGUAGAACACAUCAUCUUGAAAAUUCUGUUGACGAGUUCAAGUUAACAAUUGGCAAUUAUAAUGGCAGCACUGAUGGAAAACUGCGUCAACUUGAGAACAUGCUGAGGGAGGUCCAAGCAGGUGUGCAGAUUAUGCGGGACAAGCAGGAAAUUGUGGAAACACAGCUCCAUCUUGCAAAGCUCCAGCCAGCCAAAACUGAGACCCAGUCAUCAGAAAAUAGUGGUGUUGGACAGGCAGACUCUCGGCAGCAAUCAGUGGCUCAGUCACAGCAUCAAGUCUUGACCCCUUCCCAACCACAAGCAUUUCCUGCCCUUCCUGCUCCAAAUGCGCCGCCUCCACCUCCAACUUAUCAAAGCCAGCCUCCAGCACAGUUUCCAGGCCAUGCACCACAUUCACAGAUGCCAUCUGCACCAGUUCCCUCAGUGCCAGCUUUACCACAGGAUCCAUACUACACACCAUCUGCUCAGCCAACUGAAGCUAUGCAUCAGCAGUAUCAAGCCCCUCCGGUUUCACAGCCGCAGGCGCCGCCAGCACCACAACAGCACUAUCAAGCGCCUCCAGUUUCGCAGCCGCCGGUGCCUCCAGCACCACAACAGCAGUAUCAAGCCCCUGCAGCUCCACAGCCGCAGGCACCCCCGGCACCACAACAGCAGUAUCAAGCCCCUCCAGUUCCGCAGCCGCAGGCUCCUCCAGCUCCACCACAGCAGUAUCAACCUCCUUCACAGUUUCCUCAAUAUUCACAACAACCCCAGUCUGCAAAUGUUAACCCUUCAAGUGCACCUCCUGCACCCCAGCAGACAGAAUAUGGACCUUCUCAUAACUAUCCACCAAACGUACACCCUCCUUCACCUUAUAUGCCACCGCCUACUGAAUCAGCCCCUCCUUUCUAUGGACAGAAUCCUAGCAUGUAUGAACCUCCUGCAGUUAGGCCCAACUCCGGGCCACCGCCAUCCUAUGGUUCCACUGGGUAUGGGCCACAGGGAGGAAAUAGUUUUUCUGAAUCAUAUGGUUACACUGGAUCUCCUUCGUACCGUGGUAAUGCUGGAAUGAAGCCCACGCCUUUUGCUCCCUCUGGACCAUCCUCUGGGGGUAGCAGCGGUAACUACGGCAGCAGGCUCCCCACGGCUCGGAUACUACCACAAGCAGAGCCAGUCAGCUCUACGCCAGCUGGUCCAACAGGCAACAGGGUGGCGCUCGAUGAUGUGGUGGAGAAGGUUGCGACCAUGGGGUUCUCAAGAGAGCAAGUGAGGGCGACUGUGCGGAGGCUGACCGAGAACGGGCAGAACGUCGAUCUCAAUGUGGUGCUCGACAAGCUGAUGAACGGGUGAUAAGUCAAGGUGUCAGAUCCCGCACAACACUACUGUUUGGGACAGUUUGUCUAUAAUAUUUUGAAGUGAUAUGUCUCGCGCGCAAAGAUCAGAGUCCAGAUUGUGUGGCCUGAAGAAAUUGGACAGGGCAGAGUAUCAGGUCUGCUGCCUUCCCUCUGGGUCUUGCUGUUAUCUUCCGUCCAAACAACUACAGGUGUUGUUUAUGAGUGAUACUCUCUGAGUGGAUACAUAACAUACAUAUGGUUCUUUUCGUAUAUGUGCUGAUGAACUGCCUGAAAAAUCAAAACUGUGGUUUCUUGUCUUCUGUUAAUAAACAAUAUUUAGUGUGUUUUCACA
This is a messenger RNA of Lolium perenne, 2223 nucleotides long. RefSeq lists its product as uncharacterized. Lineage: Eukaryota; Viridiplantae; Streptophyta; Magnoliopsida; Poales; Poaceae. The record is from RefSeq and is a predicted model, not a curated record.